CCGCCCCGCCCCGCCCGGAGCCGAGCCGAGCCGAGCCGAGCCGCGGGCAGCAUGCGGAGCGGCGCCGCUGGAAUAACAUGCUUGGAAAUACUUGGUAGUGUUGAUCACCUGUACCCCAGUACAAGAGCUCCAGCUUAAUCCUUUUGAAACACAUCUCUUUGAAUAUGGGGGAAAUCGAUGAUGAAAAAUACAGUCAAGCUGGCCAGAUAUUUGAAAACUUUGUACAAGCAUCAACAUGCAAAGGUACCAUUCAGGCCUUUAAUAUCCUCACUCGCCAACUUGAAUUAGAUCCUUUGGACAAUAGAAACUUUUACACCAAACUUAAGUCAAGAGUGACCACGUGGAAGGCCAAAGCUUUGUGGAACAAGCUUGAUAAAAGAGCAAGUCACAAAGAGUAUAAACGUGGAAAGUCUUGUAUGAACACUAAGUGUUUAAUUAUUGGAGGUGGCCCAUGUGGCUUGCGGACUGCCAUAGAACUUGCCUUCCUGGGAGCCAAAGUUGUUGUCGUGGAGAAACGGGACACUUUUUCAAGAAACAAUGUGUUGCAUCUCUGGCCAUUUACAAUCCAUGACCUCCGGGGACUGGGAGCAAAGAAAUUUUAUGGAAAAUUCUGUGCAGGAUCAAUUGAUCACAUCAGUAUUAGACAACUUCAACUUAUCCUCUUCAAAGUUGCACUGAUACUAGGAGUUGAAAUCCAUGUGAAUCUAGAAUUCGUGAAAGUCCUGGAACCUCCUGAAGAUCAAGAAAACCAAAAGAUAGGUUGGAGGGCUGAAUUUCUCCCUGUGGAUCACCCUUUGUCAGAGUAUGAAUUUGAUGUUAUUAUUGGUGCAGAUGGCCGCAGGAACACGUUGGAAGGAUUCAGGAGGAAGGAGUUUCGUGGAAAGCUGGCUAUAGCUAUCACUGCCAAUUUUAUAAACAGAAAUACGACUGCAGAAGCCAAGGUAGAAGAAAUUAGCGGUGUUGCUUUCAUCUUCAAUCAGAAAUUCUUCCAGGACCUUAAAGAGGAAACGGGAAUUGACUUGGAGAAUAUUGUUUACUACAAAGAUAGCACUCAUUAUUUUGUGAUGACAGCAAAAAAGCAGAGUCUUUUGGACAAAGGAGUGAUUAUUAACGACUAUAUUGAUACUGAGUUGCUCCUUUGUGGGGAAAAUGUGAACCAGAGCAAUUUGCUGUCUUAUGCCAGAGAAGCUGCUGACUUUGCAACCAAUUACCAGCUGCCUUCCUUGGAUUUUGCAAUCAAUCACUACGGGCAACCAGAUGUAGCAAUGUUUGAUUUUACUUCCAUGUAUGCAUCUGAAAAUGCUGCACUAGUGAGAGAGAGGCACAGACAUCAGCUCCUGGUGGCACUUGUUGGAGACAGUUUGCUUGAGCCCUUCUGGCCUAUGGGUACUGGCUGCGCAAGAGGCUUCUUAGCUGCCUUUGAUACUGCAUGGAUGGUGCGGAGCUGGGCUCAAGGAAAACCUCCAUUAGAGAUUCUUGCUGAACGAGAGAGCAUUUAUCGACUCUUGCCUCAGACUACCCCUGAAAAUAUUAGCAAGAACUUUGACCAGUAUACCAUUGACCCAGGAACAAGAUACCCAAACUUGAACUCAAGCUGUGUUCGGCCUCACCAGGUGAGACAAUUGUAUAUUACCAAUGAGUUACAACAAUGUCCUCUUGAAAGAGUAAGCUCCAUUAGAAGAUCAGUGAAUCUCUCAAGACACGAGUCAGAUAUUCGACCUAACAAGCUAUUGACCUGGUGUCAGAAACAGACAGAAGGGUACCGAAAUGUUAAUGUUACAGACCUGACUACCUCCUGGAAAAGUGGCCUUGCAUUGUGUGCAAUUAUCCAUCAUUUCAGACCUGACCUCAUUGACUUUGAUGAUCUGAAUGAAGAGGAUGUUGUCAAAAACAACCAACUAGCGUUUGAUGUUGCUGAGCGGGAGUUUGGGAUCCCCCCUCUGACCACGGGGAAGGAGGUGGGGUCUACUGGGGAGCCUGACAAGCUCAGCAUGGUCAUGUACCUCUCCAAGUUUUACGAACUGUUCAGGGGCACACCUCUGCGGGCAGUAGAUGCUGACGACAAGCAAAAUGGAGAGAAUAAUGAUCUAUGUUCGGCAAAAUCAUCAAACUUCAUCUUUAACAAUUACAUUAAUUUGACUUUACCAAGAAAACGAGUACCAAAGGUUGAAGGGAAAACAGAAGAAAAUGAGACUAACAAAAGACGUCGAAAAGGCCUGUUUGGUAUCUUUGAGGAGGCUUCAGGCUUGUCAAGCCAAGGGACAAAUGCGGGGAAAGAACAGAGUGAUGGCAAAGAAGGAAUCAACCAGAAUAAAGUUAAGUCAAUGGCAACUCAGCUGUUGGCAAAGUUUGAAGAGAAUGCUCCAAAUACAGUUUUUCGGAGGCAGGAGCUAAUAGAUAGACCAGCCCUGCUCUCUUCUGACCCUCCUGUUAAUCCUCGCUUUGCUAAACCUAAGGAUCCAAGUCUUCUUCCACUUCAACCAAAAAGACAGUUUCAGGUGGUAGCUAGGAGUGAACAUGAGGUCAGGGAACCCACAAAGUCUUUAAAUGGUUCUGAUCAUAAGGCCAGGAGAGCAAAGACUGUACAAAAAACAGAUACCCAGCCCAGUCUGUCAGAAACCUCUGAAAAUCUCGCAUCUGCCUGUUCUGCUGCAUUUGUACUUUCUGGAGUGCUUGAGCGUCUUCAGCACCUGGAGGAAAAAAUGAAACAGAAAAGAGCUCAGACCAUAGCAAAUAGGGAAUUCCAUAAAAAGAACAUUAAAGAGAAAGCAGCACAUCUUGCCUCAAUGUUUGGAUACAUGGAAUUUCCAAAGAAUAAGCUACCUAUUAAAGGCUUAUCCCAUCCUCAGCCCCCAACUCCCUCUUGCCCUCCGCCUCAUGAUUCAGCUGCUGCCUCUACUCCAUCAUCUGUCGGUUCAGCUUUCCCUGCUGUUCCUUCUAGACAGAUAACUGUAGGAAAGGUCUCUCAUGCAGUUGGAGCUGUGGCUGAAGUUCUUGUCAAUCUGUAUGUGAAUGAUCACAGACCCAAGCCACAGCUUCCCCCCCUUGAACUGAAGCGGUCUCUGGACAGAGCUACAGGUUCUUGCCCCAUUCCUCAUUCUCCAUCUCCUGUCUCUUCUGCUCAAAGCUGUCAGGUAUUGGGAAGCAAAGGUUCUCUGCGAAAAGAAUUUCCGCAGUCUAUCGGGGGGAGUGACAUUUGUUAUUUCUGCAAAAAAAGAGUAUAUGUUAUGGAGCGGCUGAGCGCAGAAGGCCACUUCUUUCAUAGGGAGUGCUUCAAGUGUGAAAUAUGUUCUACAACACUCCGUUUAGGAAUUUAUGCCUUUGAUGUUGAAGAAGGUAAAUUUUACUGUAAACCUCAUUUUACACACUGCAAAAUCAGUUCAAAACACAGAAAGAGAAGAGCAACAUUACAGCUCCAGGGAAAGGAGGCAACAGAAGCAUGGAAGAAAGAGGAACCCAAACCUACAGAGACAGCCAUGGAAAGCACUUUGCCUACUGCUAGCAGUCCAGAGGACAGGUCCUCAGGUAUCCUGACUUCCUUCUUUAGGGACACGCUAAGCUGGCCCCUUCGGGUGACAAGGGAUCUGCUUGACAUUCCCAGACGCCUGUCUAACUGGAUGCAUGGUUUUCUGCACGCUACCAAUCUUCAUUUCAGGGACAAUGCAUAUAACUAUACCUACUUGUAUGAACUCUUGAGCCUUGGUGUGCCAUUCCUGUGUGCUCUUCUAGAAGUCCUUACUCAUAUGUACCGGGAAGCAGAGCUAUCACUUGAAAAUGUGCUUGAAUGGGUGAAAAAAUUCUAUAGGGUUUGCCGCUGCCUGCCUGCAGCUGGUGAGCCCACCUCCCCGAAGAAGGUGAAGAGCAUCCCCAAGCACUGUGACUUGGAAAGCUGGUUCUCACCCCCUUCCCCCGAGUGGUCCACCGUAAGGGUCAUUCCCGAGGAGGAGAUGACUGAGCACAACCUUCUCGCUAUCCGAGUGAUGGUCACCAGUGAUGCAAGCAGCUCUGAGAUGGAGUCUGAUUCUAAUGGAGACUCUUCGAACUCGGAGGUGGAUGAAGGAUGGACCUCGCUGCUGGAGCCCCCCGCCUGCCCAAGCCCCAUCCGGAGGUGGCCAUUUCUUGCCAGGAGCCCUGCAGUGCCAGAGGAAAGCCCCAAGACAUCCAAAGUUGCUGAUGCACUACAGAGAGCCAACAGUUUUCACUCCACAGCAUUAAAUAAGUAUCAGAAUUGGAGGAGAAAACUUCAAACGAGUUUCCCUCUGCUGUCCAGCAAGAAACCUGGGCUACGCUGGAAGGACAGCUCAGCCAGCUGUCAAAGUGGUCCCAGAGAAGAUCACUCGCAAACACAGUUGUCUUCUUACAAGAAACCACCCGAAGUUACAAGAGGACAUUUCAAACCCUGCAGCCCAGUAUUUCAAAGAAGAGAAAAAGACACAGAGAUGCCUGAAGACAUCUGUCUCUAUGUGCCACAUUAUUCUUUUCAGAGCAGCACCAGAGAUUCUCCAAGGACCCCUCCUGGGAAUGGAACACUGGCUCCUGAUUUUCCUGAGGCUGAAGAUACAGACAGUGACAUUGGGCCAUGUAGAGCCCAGGGCUGGAAGGAAAAACCCCAUAAAUACACCCCUGAAGCAGAAGACUUUAACAGGAGGACAAAAGUGCUGUCAUCUCUGGAUUUGAAAGAGAAAGAUAACAAAAACACAAGGCAGCCAGAAGAAAAGCUUGAGCAAGAAUUAAAGGCUGCAAAAAAGAGGUUGGUUCUUCGUACUCAACAGCAGCCCUUGUCAUAUGAUUCAAACAGGGCGGAUUUAGGUGGAACCUGUCCAGGGUAUGAAAACAAAGGAGCACUGGGGACUUCAGAGAAGAAGGAUGCUCAAUGGAGAAGAGAUGCAUUCAAGCUAUCUGGUUGUCCUAUGCCUCUCUCACUUGCAGAUGAUCCUUCACCAGCUUUGGUAGUUGACACAAAAGGUGCUCUGAGGACCCCAGAUGCAGGUACAAGAGAGCACACAGCUGGCCGACCAAAAUCACCACUGAGGGUCAUAGCCAAUGCGAUCAAGAGGUCCAUUUUGGAGCCUCUAACCUCAUCUCCAGAGGGACUAAAGCAGGACUCAGAGAGCAAAGUCAAAGCCUCUUCAGAACAAGCUAUCUUCAUCUUCCCUACUCCUGGCUAUUCCCUAAGUCAAAGGAACAGUAACAAUAAUAAAGCAAAUAACACUAAGACACAGGAGCUUAGAGUAAGGGAGUUGGCAGGAGAGCAUUUAGGAAAUCGGAGCCCUGUCUCAAAUCCACCUCAUUUUUCUGUUGGCUCUGAAAAAAAAGCUCUAAGGAAUUGCAGUGAGGAGGUAUCCUUCCCAGUCUACAAUCCCCAUACCAGGUCUUCCAAGGCAACCAAUACACCUCAGAAAUCUUCUUGCACUAGGAUGGAGGAUGUUCCAGGACUUCUAGAAAAGUUUACUUUUAAAGAGACUCUUCCAGGGGCUCCCACGGAUGACAGAUUAAUCUGUAAUGAAAAGUACCUUUUUCUUUCAUCUCCAGAGCCCAAGAAUAGCUCUAAGGACAAUCUGGAUGACUCUGCACAGAAGGGUAGUCUUGGGUCACUCUUUGAUAGACUGAGAAGUAAACUUCGUGACAAGGAAGGGAAUUCCUUUGUGUCAUCUCUGCCUUUCAGGAAGGACAAUUCUCCAGAAGACAGGCUCCUUUAUCCUUCCACAGGAUGUGAACAUCUACCUGUCAGAAAACAAGCUACCGAGUAUUCUGCUUCUGAUGAUGAUGACGAUGAAUUUGAAUCCAAGCCUUCAUUAACACACAAGGCAAAAAGGACUCUCAGAAGGAGAAGGAAGCUGGAGAAGGAAACAAAGCAAUUGAUUAAACAAGAGGAGCUGAAGAGGCUUCACAAAGCACAGGCAAUCCAGCGCCAGCUAGAAGAAUUGGAGGAAAGACAAAAAGCUCUGGAGAUUUUUGGUGUUAAACUGGAGAGAGAACUAAGAGGAGAAUCAGAUUCAGGCACAAAGGAUGAAACUCAGAUGCUACAUGAAUGGUUUGAGCUGGUCUUGGAGAAGAAUAAAUUAAUGCGUUAUGAAUCUGAGCUCCUGAUUAUAGCCCAAGAGCUAGAAUUGGAGGACCACCAAAGCAGGUUGGAACAAAAACUGAGAGAGAAAAUGGCCAUUGAUGAGAACCUUAAAGAUGAGAUGGAUCUGAAUGAGGAGGAUGAGAUUUUUACUGAGAUGAUGAAAGUGGUUGAAGAAAGGGACAAACUCGUGUCUGCCUUAGAGGAGCAGAGAGUGAAAGAAAAAGCAGAAGACCAGCACUUUGAAAGCAUUAUAUUAUCUAAAGGCUAUCGGCUGAGCAGGAUUUAAACAGACACAAGCAAAUACACAUUAUUUCAGCAAUAUUUGUAAACAGGGAGAUACAGCUUUCUGAAAAAAUGAAUUAAUUUGAAUGUAACAUCAGUUUAUUUGGGAAACGUGUCAUUUUGUUAUCAAAAGCUCUUAAGCAGUACUUUUGCUCAUACUGGGAGGAGUCCAUUCACUAUCAGCUUAAAAGACCACCAGAACACAGGACUGAAUUUACCUGUCUGUUGGGUGUCAGGGUCUGUGAAAGGGAAAUGAGAACUCUUUUGUUUUCUUGGAAUUUUAUUUCAAUGCUGAGAAUAGGUUUCCUGAGAAACAUGAUGACAUCACUUAGCAUUUUUCAGAUGGCAUUGCUUCCAUCUGUUUGUCUGAAUCUGUAUGUGGUUUUGUUAAUAUUUUGGCACAGCCAACCCAUAUUGAACUACUUAAAGGUCAGACAGCAAGCAUCUUGUAUAAAAAUGAGGUUGCUGGUGGAGGAAGGGUCGUUUGACUAAUGACUACAUGUUAAGCACUCAUUAAAACUACUGUAAAUACAAUGUCAGCAAUUAAUUUUCCAGGUAUUUAUAAGAUUUACUGCACUGUAUAUUUUGAACAAGAAGUUGAAGCAACAUUAAAUCUCUACGUUUUGUAAAAUGGUAAGGGAUUAUCAAAGCAGUGACUACCCUGAAGACUGUUACAUGCUCAAAAAAUCUUUUGUAUGUCACAGAUUAAGCUCUUCUCUAAAAUAUGCUAACUGGUAAUUUAAAAAUACAAUUCCUGGAUAAAAUACAUCACAAAUAGUAUCAUAUGAUGUGCUAAGUGGUGUAGCAGUUAAAGAUCUCAUUGAGAAUAAUUCCUCAAAAGAGAUGUAAAAAAUCUGUUUGUAAUCUUAACAUCUGAUAGAAAAUGUUAUGGGUAUAUUUAAACUACAUUUAUUUUGCUGCUCAAGAUUAUGUAUGCCUAUUUUUUUGCUUAAAGGAACCGUCUCCUGUCUUUUUUGUAUAUCCAUCUGUAGAUAUUGGCAAAGUAGAUGUGCAGAAAUUCUCCUUAGUAUUUGCUGUAAUUUGGGUACUUCCUUAAAUCUGAGAUAAUUCUGCAAUUUAAGAUUGGUAGUAUUCCCAACUGUAUGUAUGAUGCACUACAUUUUCAAACUGAAAAAAAACCAAGGAGCAACUAAAACUGUUUCUUUCUGAAUAUCAUUUUACCUCAUGCUCUGAGAAGAUUUGAUGUUCUCAUUAUUUCAUGAAUGGUGCUAAUUUGCAACAGUUGCCUAUGGUACAGCCAAAGCUAGAAGCAUUCCUGUGACAAAAGCUUUAAACUAAAAAACCUCUUGGUAAGUACUUGUAGGGUAACAGACACUGGAUCUCAUCAUGAUAAUUUAUGAAUGAAAUUAAGUUUUUGCUGUCUUGUAAGAAAUUUAAAAUACAGUUUCUAAAGAUAAAAAAAAGAUUUUACUAUUGACUACAGAUAAAUAAUACACCUCUGUUGGUGCCAGGAACACACUGCUGUUCUGCAAUAUUUAUGUAUUUUUAUUUCUAUAUUAGACCUUUAAAAGGAUAAAGGUGUCUGUUUACAUUUUACAGUUUGGAUGUUGUCUCUGAUUUUGAUUGAUAAAUGUGUAUUUCUAACAGCAAUGUAUAGGUAAGGCUGUGCGUAGUAGAGUAGAUAACUUUAUCAUUUGGUAAAUAAUUACUAAUAAAAUAUGAAUUAAGAUUUUUAAACAAUGUUCUUAGCUACCAUAACUUGGAGGGAUACCCUUAAAGCAUAGCAUGUAGGGCUUUAGCAAUAUAAUUUGUCUUUCAUUGCAGUGGAAAGACAGCAGAAUCCCUGAAUGUGUUCCAAAAUUACCAUUGGAUAUUUUUUUUUCCUCUCAUUCAUGAGCUAAGCCUACCUGAUCUUCCAAUUAAAUUAUUAUUGAGAUGGAUUGCAGUGACUGAUUUUUAAACUGAUUCUAUUAAUAAUGUUUGCCACAAAGUAGAAGCAGGCAGCAAUAAAUAUUUUAAUUUUCUCUGUUAAGAUCAGUUGGCAUUUCCACUUUUGUGGAGAAAAUUUCUGGAUUUUAUCACUGUUGCCAGAAGCCUCAUGUAAUCCCACAGAACAAGACCAUCUAGAACAUGCCACAGUUUUCUGUAGAAAAUGGAGAGUCAUAAUGCUUUGAAGGUUUUUUUGGAAAGUUUUAAAACAAACAUCUUGGUGCUUUGCACAGGAGAGGAAUUCAGCACAGAAACCUCCAGUUAUAUCAGGCAAAGAUUGGUUUUUUUCCCCUCACUUCUACAAUCUAAAAAGUUCAUCAACCUUAGUGUUGCUGCCAUACAAAAAGGAAGAGGAAGGACAGAAAAACAUGAUGCUCCCAGCCAUGAGGAAGAGAUGGCUUCUACUACAGUCCAGCCUCCUUGCCCCGGAGAGGUGCACUUAGUGCAAUCGGUCAGGUUCAGGCUGCUCUGAACUGGAUGUAAGCCCAGAGAUUUCAGUUUACAGGAGAUACUCAUUCAGCUACAACACCAAAAGUGAAAGAGUCCUUUCUUUUCAGCUCCCAAGAUUUGAGUUUUUGAGAGUAUUAAAGUCAAUAGAAGUUGAGGGCUGUCAGCAUUUUAUGGACCUCAAAAAUAUGCUUUGCUAAAAAGAUAUUUUCCUGGAUGCCAUGUGGUCAUAACACAUGCUCCACCCAAAACUGCAGGUCUCCUCUCAGUCCAUUCUCAGGUGGAAAAAGCCAACAGGCCGCUGUUACCCUGCCUGCUAUCAAGUACCUCACAAGAUUAGAUCCAAAAUUGAACUCUGCAGGUGAUUUAGAAAAAUAAGGAACUCUCAAGUCCUUUAAAGCAGGUCUGUAUAUAUCAUAAAAGAAGAGAAGAAGGAGAAAAACCCCAGAAGCUAAGAGCACUGUUUGAGGGUCAAUUUAAUAUGGUUGGCUUGUAUUAGAAAUUUAUUUAAACAUUGUUUUGGUUAUGAGUCUUCUUGCUGCUCAAACUUUUCUAUAAAUUGACUCAUGAACUGAAAUAAUUUAUUCAUUUUUAAGUCCUUGGCACUGUCAUUGUUGGGUAGAAUGUAUGUGCUGGAAUGUAUUGACUGUAUCUAAAUGGACUGGAU
Messenger RNA from Cuculus canorus (common cuckoo), 9413 nucleotides. It is a transcript of the gene MICAL2, whose product is annotated as microtubule associated monooxygenase, calponin and LIM domain containing 2. The record is from RefSeq and is a predicted model, not a curated record. The transcript is spliced from 36 exons. Bases 165 to 6353 code for a protein of 2062 amino acids. Gene Ontology annotation, molecular function: protein binding; FAD binding. NCBI's taxonomy places the organism in Eukaryota, Metazoa, Chordata, Aves, Cuculiformes, Cuculidae.